UCAUCAUCUAUCUCAUCAUCUCAAAAUCAUCUUUCCCAAACUCUCUACCAAGCCAAACCCGCAAACCCGCCAAAAUCCCAGCUCCAACCUACUAGGUCCCCGGCUACCAACCCCUCCCUCCCACAGCUCUCACUCUCGCUCUCGGAAUCCACGGAAUUGUCACUUUUGUCCAUUUCUCCAUUUCCAACCCAUUCAUUUAUUUCAAAGCAUACAGUCAAUCAAGCACACCUCAUCUCUUAAAAGCAAAGAAAAACAGAGAAAGACAGAGAAAGAAAGUUAUUUCCUUCCUUGUCUACUUACUACGAAUCUACUAUUUUACCAAUUUCUUCAUCUCGCAUCAUCACAUUGAAUAUCAAAUUAAAUACAUACAUACAAGAAAUAUAUACAUAAAUUAAAUUAUCCUAAGGAUUUCUCUGAGCAAUCGCAAUAUUCUUAUAUCCGCUUUAUCUCCCUCCUCACUACAUACCUACCUAGCAUAUCACAUCCAAGUACCGAAUCAAAUCGAGUUCGAGUUCGAGGAAAAAAGAAAAGCGCCAGCUUGUGUGAAAACGGAUUCUAUUUUUUCUUUUUCAUUCUUCUGCCCGGAGAAAAAGGUGUGAGGAUUGCUUUGCUUGCCUAGCUGUUCUUUGUUGUGUAUUUCGGGAGAUACAUAGGUACAUACAUAUACUGAGCUACAUACGUGUAUUUUCUACAACGACGACUACUACUACCUACUGCCAAAAUAAACUUCUUUCGCUAUCAAAUUGGGAUUAGGAUUCCCCUUAUUCAUUCACAUUCUUCUAUUCAAGAUCUUUUCUAGAGUGUAGUAGGAUCGAUAUCGACAUCGAAUUUCGAAUUGGGAUUGAAAUUGAAAUCGGACUUGAAUCCGCAUUGGGAAUUGAGGAUUGGGGAUACUCUUAUAUCUUAUUUCAUUUCAUUUCAUUAAUUUUGGUGAUUGAUUUAUAUACCUACACCAGCAAUGACACGAUUACUAUCAAGAAGCUCACUCACCUCAUCCCGCUCCACGACCCUCCUAAUCGCCUUCCUUUCUCUAACAUCCAACACCCUCUCUUCCAUCUUUUUCAGCCAACUGCCCGACGAGCCGUUCCACCUCGCGGUUAACUACGGAUUGUAUUCACAUUUUGCAAAUGUGAUGAGUGUUUUUGGGGUCAUUGGGGCUUUGAGGAAACACUCCCUCUCCAUCCUCUGUUUCUCAAACUAUCUCCUCCUCGACACACUCCUCAGCGCAAUCCCCCGUCUCCUCCUCCUAACCCUCCUCUCCAACUCCUCUUCUAUCCUCUGCACCCCCUCCUCAACCACCUCUCUCGAUUUCUCCACCGUCACCCAACCUCCCGCGCUAUCGCAAAGUGCGCAGGAAAUAAGUCUCGCUUCCUACACCAUCUCGACCAGUAUCCCCGCAUCAUCGCACAUCGCUUCUUUUGCGGAUUUUGUGGGUAAGACGGGAGGAGACGAUGGAUGGACCGAGAGUGGGUGUAGGAGGAUUAUUACGUUGGGCUAUAUAACGUUGAUUGCGGGGAUUAUGGCAGCUAUGGGACUGCAGGUUUUGGGCGCGCUUUGUGUGAGGGAUUAUGCGAGGGGGUUGUUUGUGAAUGAGGAGAUGGGAAAUGAUGGGGAAUGGGAAAGGGAGAUGGGGGAUAGAGAAAGAGAGAGAGGGGACGUAGAGAGAGGGGAGAAGGUGAAGGUGGUGGAGAGGGAGGGUUUUAGGCCGCUUUUGGUGUUGGAAAGGGAGAGGGGUGAAGAGUUUAGGAGGAUGACGCCGAUUGUGGAGGACAGGGAAUACUUUUAA
Messenger RNA from Botrytis fragariae, 1786 nucleotides. RefSeq lists its product as uncharacterized. Lineage: Eukaryota; Fungi; Ascomycota; Leotiomycetes; Helotiales; Sclerotiniaceae. The transcript is spliced from 3 exons. The coding region runs from base 959 to 1786 and encodes 275 amino acids. The record is from RefSeq and is a predicted model, not a curated record.